AAGUCAGAACUAAUGGGUCGAGUCGACAAAAGUCAAAUUACACUUCAUUCAGGUUUGUUUUUCUAUAUUAAUUUUGUGAAAUGCAGAAGCCGAUUAAUAAGAUGCGAUACUAUCUCAAGGAUGAGGUGGUCUCGCACAACAAAAAGGACGACUGCUGGGUGAUUAUACACUCGAAUGUCUUCGAUCUAACGCCCAUGCUGAGGGAUCGCUUGGAUCACUGGAAUCGAACCCUCGACUAUUUAAUAGCCCAUGCUGGGAAGGACCUUACCCAUUUCUUUCACGAGAAUGGAGAGCCUCGCACGGAAAUCUCACCCAGCACUGGACGACCACGUGUCCUCUUUCCGCCCAUUUUGGAGGUAGCCAUUUCGGAGUUCUCCAAAACACCGGGUGCCAUGUGGAGCCAGGAUCCCUUCUAUCACAUUGGCAGGGUCACAAAACGUCCACGAAUUAUAAGGAUUAUUAACACUCUGACCGCGCAGACGCAGUUUAUGACCGUUUGCAAUGAGGACAGCAUCUUCGAUAUUCAGCAGAAGUACAAACAGCGGUACAAUCACCAUGCCGGCAGUUAUGAGUGGCGAAAAUUCUCGAUUGGGGACAAGUCCUGCAGUGUGCUGGACCUGAAUGGCACCCUGGACGAGAAUGGACUUAUGGAUGACGAGGAUAGCACCGUGGAACUACCGCCGCCUUCCAUUUGGCUGUACUACACGGAUGAUAUUACAAUUGCCUAAUUCUGGUUAAGUUUAAUGGUUAUUGGAAAUUUGUUGUACUCUUUGGCUGCAAGUAAAGCUCAUUUCAAGCAA
Messenger RNA from Drosophila elegans, 800 nucleotides. Its product is annotated as cytochrome b5 domain-containing protein 1. The record is from RefSeq and is a predicted model, not a curated record. The transcript is spliced from 3 exons. Lineage: Eukaryota; Metazoa; Arthropoda; Insecta; Diptera; Drosophilidae. The coding region runs from base 81 to 728 and encodes 215 amino acids.